This is a messenger RNA of Exophiala dermatitidis NIH/UT8656, 2478 nucleotides long. RefSeq lists its product as uncharacterized. Gene Ontology annotation, molecular function: basic amino acid transmembrane transporter activity. Bases 343 to 2316 code for a protein of 657 amino acids. The record is from RefSeq and is a predicted model, not a curated record. Gene Ontology annotation, biological process: transmembrane transport; basic amino acid transport. Gene Ontology annotation, cellular component: fungal-type vacuole membrane. NCBI's taxonomy places the organism in Eukaryota, Fungi, Ascomycota, Eurotiomycetes, Chaetothyriales, Herpotrichiellaceae. The transcript is spliced from 2 exons.
UUGCACUCUUAUUUCCACCGAUUUUGAGUGGUUUUGUUUCCAGAACACUUCAAUAUACAGCAGCCUUUUCUCCCGGGAGAUUAUGCUGCUCGAAGUAAAGCUUUGGGAGAAGUCUUGAUGGUUCAGCGACCUUGUUGUGACACGCCCGGUCUUGUUACUUCGAGGACCUGACGACGCGGGGAAGUCCUGGUCUGGCCUCCUUCCGAUGCUGAUCCGAAAGGCUUGCAUCGUCCCUUCAACUGACUUUACUACAACGUCUGGUAUACUGUUGACCAGCUGUGCCUCCGGCAGGACCUAGAAGCAUCUGGUCCGAAUGAAUGCAUAUGGAUUCUGUCAUAUAUAAUGGGCUCCCGAAGCAAAGACAAACGACCGCUGGUUGACCCGACUGCCACACAGGGGCCCUUCAUCCAGCCGGGCCUCGAGGACCCCAACGCCCCACAACCGACCGAGACCACGAGCCUCCUCACGAAGCCAAAGACGAGCGAAGAGAAGGCUCAUGAUGUCCAUUAUCGCAACAUCUCUGGGCGGCGCUUCCGGUUUCUGUUCUGCAGCAUCCUCUUCGGCUCGACCAUUGCCUUCUUUGACACCACUUUGAUGGCAUCGGCUCAUCCUGUCAUCACGUCCUACUUCCACGCAUCCAAUGCCGCCUCUUGGGUCAGCACUGUCUUUUAUCUGACAUCCACAGUGUUUCAGCCGCUCUAUGGCCGCUUGUCAGAUACGCUUGGCCGACGGCCGGUGUUUCUGACCGCCAUUGUGAUGUUCUUCGUGAGCACGGCGUUGUGCGGCGCCGCAUCGGAUAUUGGCAGUUUUAUUGCUGCCCGGGCUAUUUGCGGCUUGGGCGCCGGCGGCGUCAUUGCCAUGGCAGGUAUACUGACCAGUGAUGUGGUUAAGAUUGAGUAUCGCGGGAUCUAUCAGAGCUACUUCAACGUGGCUUUCGGCAUGGGCAACGGCCUAGGCGCAGCAUUGGGCGGAUUCCUCUGCGACCACUUUGGGUGGCGAGCAGCAUUCUACCUCCAGCUCCCAUUUAUCUUCAUAUACGGAUUUCUCGCGUACUUGUCAUGCCCGGAAGAUCUUGGACCGAACCUAGCCAAGACGCAGGGCAAAACCAUCCGGGAGGCGUUCAAGACCUUCGACACUCUGGGAGCCAUCACGCUCACCGUGACCGUGACCUGUCUGAUCCUCGGUGUCAAUCUGGGCGGCAAUGUCUUCACCUGGGGCCAUCCCUUGGUAAUCAGCAGCCUGAUCUUGUCGGCGGUAUCGGGGGUAUUGUUGUCCUUUGUGGAACGCAAAGCAGAGUUCCCAAUGCUACCCUUGAGACUGCUGUCAACCAUCCCCAACGGCAAUCUGAUGUGGUCGAACUUCUUCGGCGCGAUUGCCACCAACACCAUCUUGUUCAAUGUGCCCUUGUACCUACAGGCAGUGCGGCAGACAUCGCCGACUGCAUCGGGCUUGUUUCUCGUCUCGCCCCUGAUCGGCGUCAGUGUCACGGCCGUGUUUAUCGGGUUCUACAUCACGGCCACGCGUCGGAUGAAAGGACCAAUGACGAUCGGGACUUCGUGCAUGCUACUCGGCACGAUUUUGGUGACGUGUCUAAGGGCAGACACGCCCAUGUGGUUGGUGCCGAUUUUGAUUCCCUUUUGCUCCAUCGGACAAGGGUUCUUUUUCCCUGCCGCGACCAUCGCCGUCCUGGCCUUGAAUUCCCAGAACGAGCAGGCCGUCGUCACCACCACGCUCGGUCUGCUGCGCAACUUGGGCGCCAUCAACGGCGUCGCCAUCAGCAGCUGGAUUCUACAAAAUGCGUUGCUCGUCUAUCUAGACCGCAGCGUCAGUGCGCAGCCCGACCAGGAAACAAAGGCCCGCAUCAUCGCCACGGUGCGCAAAUCCAUCGCCUCAAUUAGGGACUUGGAUCCCUUGCACAAGGGCGAGGUCAUCAAUGCCUAUGCGCAGAGUCUGCGCGUCACUUUCGCCGUCGGCAUCAUCUUUACCGUGCUGAGUAUUUGUUUGGUUUGGCCCAUCAGGCUCCCUAGGUUACAGGGUGAAGACGAUUUGGAUACGAACCAGACGUCCGUAUUUGCCCCAGUGGCUGAGGAUGGCACCGUGGAUUACUAUGACGAUGAUGAAGAAGUCAUAGCAGAUGAUGAUGAAGAUGGUGGUACCAUCGGAGAGACGUCUUCGCUCGGUGUCACGAGGACAAUGUCCUCUAUAUACCGCACUGCCACGAACAGGAGCGUCAGGACCGCCCGGUCUGCGGCGCGGACAUUCGCUGAUCUGGAGAGGCGGCCUAGCUUUGACAUGACUAUUACCUCCUCGAUUUAGGAGGUUAGUUUCGUGAGAUCUCCAGUGAUUGACAGAUUCCUCCUUGUACAGAAGUGUGUGUAGCGGUAUAGUUGAACGGAUAAGAAACAUACAUUUACCUGUCAGGUACAUAGGUAGUUUAUGGUACAAAUUCUACCACUUGAGUAAUAUAUACUAUUACCC